AUGUCCGAAUCCUCCUCUUCAUCCACCGCCCACACUCUCAGCUCUCAAAUAUGUUCUGCUCUUCGUUCUGCUGCUCUUAAACAACACUGGCAACAAGCUCAUGUCAUAGGACUCCAACUCUCCUCUCCACAAGCGCUUCAGGAUGGUUCUUUCAAAUUCUAUCACCAUUCCAAGAAUGAUCUGGCCAUCUUUUACAAGGACAUUCCGAAUGAUAUUUCCAUUGUGAGAGGAGAGGGAAUUUGUGAAAAGAUGAAAGCAGAGGAAUUUCUCAACACCUUCCUAUCGAAUGAUAUGACCAUUCGGAAACAAUUUGAUGCUCAUGUGAUGCGAAGUGAAAUUGUGGAAAGGUGGAAGGAUCAAGAUGGAGAAUGGUUUGUGGAAUACUUUGCGAGUCCAUCAUUAGCCAUGAUCUCCUCGAGAGACUUUGUCAACAUUUAUCACAUUGAAACACUUCCCAAGAGCAAUGAAUUCAUUUACACCUCCACGAGUGUUCCUGAAUCGAUUGGAUAUCAAUUGCCAUCCAAUGUUUCAACAGUAAAAGGAGCUGUUCGAGGAGUCAAUGUGGUCUCUACACUUCGGUUGCAACAACUGGAAAAUGGUGAUUUGAAAAUGGUCUAUGUGAAUCAUGCCAAGCCAAAUGGAUGGAUUCCAUUUAGUGUGAUCAAUGCUUCCAUAUUUGGAGUGCCACAAGUAUUGAAACAGACAGCGUUGUAUCUGAGAAGCAAAUUACGACCAUUGAAUCAUGAGGAACCUGGUUUAAAGAAUUUGAAACAAUAA
Messenger RNA from Naegleria fowleri, 777 nucleotides. RefSeq lists its product as uncharacterized. The transcript is spliced from 2 exons. The record is from RefSeq and is a predicted model, not a curated record. Gene Ontology annotation, molecular function: lipid binding. Bases 1 to 777 code for a protein of 258 amino acids. Lineage: Eukaryota; Heterolobosea; Eutetramitea; Acrasida; Naegleriidae.